Leptopilina heterotoma is the source of this 1579-nucleotide messenger RNA. RefSeq names its product GTP-binding protein Rit2 (gene Ric). Gene Ontology annotation, cellular component: plasma membrane. The record is from RefSeq and is a predicted model, not a curated record. Gene Ontology annotation, molecular function: calmodulin binding; GDP binding; GTPase activity. The transcript has 5 exons. The coding region runs from base 331 to 1038 and encodes 235 amino acids. Gene Ontology annotation, biological process: Ras protein signal transduction. Lineage: Eukaryota; Metazoa; Arthropoda; Insecta; Hymenoptera; Figitidae.
UGACAGCUGACAGUUCGUCGAUCGUAUAUUGACAAUUGGUGACGGAUUAUUUGUAAAUUGUAAUGCUGUGAUGAUAAUUAACUCUCGUAACUAAUUAAAUUGACAAUAUUGGCCUAUUAAAGAAUAUAUAUCACUAUAUAGAAAAAGAGACGAACAUCUCUACAGAGCUUAUUAAAAAUAAAACAUAAUGACUCGUAUUUUCACUGCACUCUCCAUUCCAUUCCUCGCUGAUUGUUUGUCAAAAAUAAAUUUUCAAAAUAAAAAUCACAUCAAUUAUGGCGAUAAAAAACAGUGAAUUAGAGAAAAAUCAAGCGCGACAAAUUUUUUAGAAUGUCAGUUGACAUAAUUGAAGACAAUAAUGGAUCAUCAGAUAACAAGAAUGAUUUGCCGGUUGUUAAACAACCGACAACUCGAGGUGGUCUCAGGGUUUACAAGAUUGUCGUUUUGGGCGACGGAGGAGUUGGAAAAUCAGCUGUAACUCUACAGUUUGUCAGUCACAGUUUUCUCGAUUAUCAUGACCCAACAAUAGAGGAUUCAUAUCAGCAACAAGCAGUUAUCGAUGGAGAAGCUGCGCUCUUAGAUAUUUUGGACACUGCAGGACAGGUUGAAUUUACGGCAAUGCGAGAUCAAUACAUGAGAUGCGGAGAGGGUUUUAUGAUUUGUUAUUCCGUCACAGACAGACACAGUUUCCAAGAAGCUAUAGAAUAUCGAAAAUUAAUUUCCCGAGUUAGGGCCAGUGAAGACAUUCCGUUAGUCUUGGUUGGCAACAAAUUCGACCUCCAACAACAGCGGAAGGUGACAACUGAAGAAGGAAAAGUUUUGGCAAAUCAACUUGGAUGUCCAUUUUACGAGACCUCGGCAGCUCUCCGGCAAUUUAUUGACGACGCUUUCUAUUCACUGGUAAGACAAAUUCGCGCGAAAGAAAGAUCACGCUCGACAGUUCGCAAGCACAGUCGCUGGUGGCGUCUACGAUCGAUAUUUGCAUUUAUUUUCCGAAGAAAAAAUAGGCAUAAUCACGACAUAAAUUAUUCUCCUUAAUUCAAUGAAGUGGAAUAAUGCUUUCUUUCAGCGAAAGAAUGCUUUCAACUUCAUUGUAUACUCCGUCAAACAACGAACGACUUUAUCGUUUAUUUAUUCAAUUCGAGAUGAUUUUUUUAAAAGAAAAAAAAAUUGUCUUCCCAAUCACACUGCCUUACGAAUAACCCCAGAAAAUAAUACUCUGAGAGCUCUCAAGGACUUAGAUUUCAAUUUUUAUAAAAAAAAAAAAGUCAUAAAGUCGAAAGAAAGGCACAAUGCAAAGCGAAAGAAUGAAGCACAAAGCCGGACCAACCCAUAAUCUUUUUUUUUCUCAUUUCUUUCAAAAUGCAUACAUCGAAGAUGGAAAGCUUAACAAGAUAGCACAACAGUAUUUCAUAUUUGUAUUGUAAAGAGAAUACUGGAUUAUUGGGGCGCAUGACUGCAUCCAAAUUAUCAACUUUUUACUUUUAAUGAACAAUUCUGUAGAAUUCAUUUUAUUGAAAAAGUUUAAAUGAUUUUUUUUUUAAAUAUUAUUUCAAGUUUUCAUUUUCUAAUCUAUAUU